This is a messenger RNA of Microthlaspi erraticum, 342 nucleotides long. Lineage: Eukaryota; Viridiplantae; Streptophyta; Magnoliopsida; Brassicales; Brassicaceae. The record is from the annotation of a GenBank genome assembly.
AUGAAUAACAAAACAAUCUUCUUUCUUUUCUUAUCUCUGGUCCUCCUCCCUCUCUACGCAUUUGCUGCAACGCGUGUUGGCGGCUGGAGUCCCAUCAGAAAUAUCAGUGACCCUCAUAUCAUAGAAGUCGGUGAAUUUGCGGUCUCCGAAUACACCAGGGAGACGAAAUCAGAUCUCAACUUUGUGACAGUUGUUAGCGGUGAGUCUCAAGUAGUCGCUGGCAUGAAUUACAGGCUUGUGAUAACAGCGAAUCAUACCGGCGAGAGCAAGAACUACGAGGCGAUUGUAUGGGAAAAGCCAUGGCUGAAAUCAAUGAAUCUCACUUCGUUCAAGCCAGUUUAA